Messenger RNA from Vicia villosa (hairy vetch), 423 nucleotides. RefSeq lists its product as uncharacterized. NCBI's taxonomy places the organism in Eukaryota, Viridiplantae, Streptophyta, Magnoliopsida, Fabales, Fabaceae. The record is from RefSeq and is a predicted model, not a curated record. The transcript has a single exon. The coding region runs from base 1 to 423 and encodes 140 amino acids.
AUGAGUGGAUUCGCACCGGAGGAUAAGUGGAUGCGCUUCCCUAAUAUGGGUCAUCUAAUAGCAAAUGCGUAUGAGAGGGUGCGUAUUAAUCUUACGAGAUACAGUUUCUCAAAGAAUUGUUUCCCUCUGCGCACUUCUCCAACACCAAACCCUAACGAUCGAAUCAUAUGUGUUGGGUGGGUUUCGAAUCCGCGGCAUUUUGUUCAAGUGUAUUUGAAAUUGGGAUGCCCUAUACCACCUACAUCACCGAAUUGGGCGAUUCAUGUCACAAUCCCAUCCGAGACUUGGCUAGACCAAUUCAUUGAAAGGAUGCAAGACUACAACAAGUUGAACAAAAUUGAAAUAGAAAGAAAUAGAGAAAAGCCAAAAGGGGUGCCUCCGGUGGAUUUGGCCGACGAUAACUUUUUCGGCUCAUUUACGUAG